Messenger RNA from Juglans regia (Persian walnut), 664 nucleotides. RefSeq names its product gibberellin-regulated protein 6-like. The coding region runs from base 151 to 471 and encodes 106 amino acids. The transcript has 4 exons. Lineage: Eukaryota; Viridiplantae; Streptophyta; Magnoliopsida; Fagales; Juglandaceae. The record is from RefSeq and is a predicted model, not a curated record.
GUACAAUCCUCUGUUGGCCGUAUCCCUCCAACAAAGAGCUCUAUUUAUAGCCACCUAUUGGCACUCUGAAUUAUGCCCCCAACAACCUAGGCAACUAGAACCACCUCUCUCUCUCUGAGCUCUCUCUCUCUCUCUCUCUGCCUGAUAUUCAUGGCAAUGGCUAAGCUUCUCUGCAUGCUGGUUAUAGCACUUCUUGGCAUUUCCAUGGUUGCAACUCAGGCAAUGGCAAAAGAAGCCCAGUACCACUUGGAUGGUGGGCAAUAUGGACCUGGGAGUCUUAAGAGUUCUCAAUGCCCAUCACAAUGCUCAAGAAGAUGUAGUCAGACGCAGUACCACAAACCAUGCAUGUUCUUCUGCCAAAAAUGCUGUGCCAAGUGCCUCUGCGUCCCUCCAGGCUAUUACGGCAACAAAGCCGUCUGCCCUUGCUACAACAACUGGAAGACCAAGCGUGGAGGACCCAAAUGCCCUUAAUUAAAUCAACACUUUUGUCUUAAUUGUAUUCGUGUCAUCAACUUAAUGACCAGUUUUUUAUUCUUAUCUAUUUCGGUGCUCCACGGGCCCAGCUGUAAACCCCGUUUGAGAGCAUACUGUAACCAUAUUCAGUCAUUCUCAUUGUCAUGUAUGCCAGACUAUCUUAUGAAGAAUAAAUUCUGCAUUAGUUUAA